AUGCGCAAUUCACUGUUGCAGUCAAUUUUUUUACAUUAUUAACAUUGCCAUCAACUUUAAUACUUGAUCAGGCAAAGUUUUUAAUGAUACUGUUCUGAACCGUGCACUGCCAUAAAGGGUCACUUGAAAUUACGCUUACAUUCCCUUUAACUUGACGCAUAUUUUAUAAUUAUGUUAAUUAUUAAUUCUCAAAACGAUUUCUUUUGAUAAGAAUAUCUUCAUUUUGUACUUUAAACUUAACGUCAUGUUUAGAAUGUUUAAUGAGAAAUGUUUCAGAAAAAGAUUGAAUAGUAAAAUGUCCAGAUUGAUACAUCUUCAAUUUGAAGUGUUUGGAAAGGUUCAAGGAGUUUUCUUUCGGAAAUAUACCGAGAAGAAAGCUAAAUCUCUUAAACUGAAAGGAUGGAUUAAAAACACGAGAGAAUUGACAGUUACCGGUGAGCUUGAGGGGGAGGAGGAGUGUAUUGAACAAAUGAAGGAUUGGUUGAAAAAUCAAGGCUCGCCAAACUCCAGGAUAGACAAAGCUGUGUUCUGUAAUGAACAAAACAUUGAUAAGUACUCGUUCCAAGAAUUCAAAAUCUUAAAAUAGCUUAGCUUUUGUCCGUUGAAAAAAAAAUGCAUAAAAGGACAAGAUUUAAUUUCAAGCAACCCUUUCCGUCUCUUCAUAACAGUUUUCUAUGGACAAGAGAAGGAAAUGUUGCAUCCAUAAAAGUAAAUUAUUAUCGUACGAUAAGCACUUCGUAGUGGUUUGUCUAAAUAAAUGACUUGCAGAUUCUACUUCUCAGUGGUUUACAUUGUUCGAAUUUUCUUGCUGUUACAAGGACGAAAAUCAGAUAAAGGUUUAAAGGGUACAGUUGUGAAUCAUGGCAUGGUUAUCACUUAAAUUACAACAACAGACCCUUAAUGACCGGGUUCAAUUCCAUAAUGAGAAAUUUGACGGUUACACAAAGCCUCUUCUUAUUUCAACCUAACCAUUGUUAUUUUAAAAUUUCAAGCCACGAGAUUUUCUCUGAUGGAACAGUUUGGUCGACGUUAGCAGAGUUUAAAAAGGAAAAAAAGGAAAAAAAAUAAUGUAGUACUAAAGUUCCGGAUCUGCAAAAGUUAUUAUAUUUUGAAGUUAUUAAUCAUAAUUUUUUUAUUCAUUCGUAUUUCAGA
Molecule: messenger RNA, 1152 nt
Organism: Eurytemora carolleeae
Lineage: Eukaryota; Metazoa; Arthropoda; Copepoda; Calanoida; Temoridae
Product: acylphosphatase-2
Exons: 4
Coding region: 245-586 (113 amino acids)
Molecular function (GO): acylphosphatase activity
Source: RefSeq, a predicted model, not a curated record